Messenger RNA from Ostreococcus tauri, 1128 nucleotides. Its product is annotated as Helicase-associated. The record is from RefSeq and is a predicted model, not a curated record. Bases 1 to 1128 code for a protein of 375 amino acids. Lineage: Eukaryota; Viridiplantae; Chlorophyta; Mamiellophyceae; Mamiellales; Bathycoccaceae. The transcript has a single exon.
AUGCGCUCGACGCAUCGUCCCGGACAUACCCCGAUGCGCGCGCCCGUCGGCCCAUCGCACGCGCAAACGACCGCGGACGACGACGCGGACGACCGAUGGAACGCCCAUUACCAAGCGUUGCUCUCCUACUGCAUCGAACACGACCACUGUAACGUCCCCGCGGGGACGAUCCGAGACGGCUUGCGUCUUGGGCAGUGGCUCAACGGGCAGCGAAGUCGCAUGCGGGCGUCGAUCGGGCGUCCGAUCGGGAUGAACGCGACUAAGGAGGAGAAAUUAAGAGAAUUGGUGAAUGCGGGAAAACUGUGGAUCGACUCGCCGGGACGGAGAGACUGGGACGAAGCCAUGGACGCGCUCGAGCGUUGGGCGAUGGCGACGAACGGAGGUGUCGAUUUUAAUUGCCCGCACGAUUUGAAGUACGAUGAUAUCAGGUUAGGGGCGUGGUUGACGACGCAGCGGAUGCGGCACCGGGCGGGCGAGCAGGCGAGGACGCCGUUAAAGCCGGAACAGCGGGCGAGGAUGGACGCGCUUGUUGCUGCGGGGAAGCUGUGGCUCGAUAAGGCGGACACGUGGGAGUCAAAGUUUGAGGCGAUGUUGAGGUGGAGCGAGCGAGUGACCGGCGGUGCGCACUGUAACGUGCCGUACGACUGUCAAUUCGACGGCUACCGGUUGGGUAUUUGGCUCAACACACAGCGACAGCGCUUUCGAGGGAACACGACGAAGAACUUCAAGCUCUCCGACGCUCAACGAACGAAGAUGCAAGAUUUGGUCGAUCGGAAAAAGCUCUGGAUCACCGUACCGACGGACACGUGGGAGCGUAAGUUUGAUCUCUUGCUUGCCUGGGGAAACGAAAAGCAUGCGGGAGAGCACUACAACGUCGCCCAACAGGAAGAGUAUCACGGCGUCAAGCUCGGCGCUUGGCUCGGAACGCAGCGUCAGCGCAUGAUAGGUAAGGCUGGCAAAAGUAAACCGCUCACGAACGAGCAAAGACAGGCUCUGCAGGGUCUCAUCGACGCAGGGAAGCUCAAGCCGACCGUGCGUCGCGCGCCUAAGUCGCCAAAGCGGCGCGCACCGAAAUCGUCACCCACGAACAACCCCAUGGAGCCAUCGACUAAGCGAGCGAAACGAUAA